Messenger RNA from Oppiella nova, 1351 nucleotides. The record is from the annotation of a GenBank genome assembly. NCBI's taxonomy places the organism in Eukaryota, Metazoa, Arthropoda, Arachnida, Sarcoptiformes, Oppiidae.
AUAGCAAAGUGCAGACAAUAAAUGCAAUCAUUUAUGGUUUGAACGGUUGGUUGGUUUGACUGGUUUUCAACGAUAAAACCCAUUCAUUGUGUGAUUUGUUUCAAACAAAACCCCUUUUAGUUAACCACUGAUUGUCUCCCAAAACAGUCUUCAUUUGAUUUGCAGACAAUCUCUCAAACCCUUAAUCACUGCCAAAAUGUCCGAAGAGUUUGAGGUCAACAGUGAAGACGUGUUUUUGUCUGAAAUGUUAGAUUUGGAGCAAAACAAUGAAAACACAGGUAUUGGCGACCAAUCGACUGAUGAGGAGAUGCCCUUUGGUUUCAAUAGUCUUCUGAGGGAUCCGUUGAAAGUGAGUCGAAAUAAACUGGACUUUAGUAUCGGAUCCCAAACGCCCAGAAACUCAGUGAACGAGCGGAAGCGCAAAAACCCUCGAAGAUGUCUCUCGGAAAUGCUCGACAACUCCUCCUCCUUCUCAUCUCCAGAGGCCAACACGAGUCCAAUGCAUCUCCAGUUUGGACAGCAAUCCAAAGACAUGUCAAUCGAUGAGCAAAACUCUUCGCUCUUCUCUCCACUCUUCACUAAAAUUAAAACUCAGUCUUCGGUCGAGAACUCAGAGAACGACUCAUUAGUGGCCAACACUUCGAUGACUUCGGUCUGCUCUCCGAUGUUCGCGACUAAUGAGUUGAAUGGCAUUCCCCUUAAGAGACCGAAUGCCUUUAAGAUACGUAAAAGCAAUUCAUUGGUGUCUUCGAGUCAUAAGAGGACACCAUUCGUGAGAUGGCAUUCCGCUAAUGAGGCGACGAUUAUGAAAGCCGUUCAGAUGUCGUGCGCCGACCCCUCACUCAUCGGAGACUUCAGUAAAUCCUAUGUUUUGCCUCUAAUUCAAGGCAAACAUCAGGACCUGAAGGCUAUAUCAGUAGAUGUGUUGUCGCAAGUGUUGUCGGGUUUCUACAGUGAAGUGGUAGCCGAUUGUACAGUAGUUGACUGUCGGUACCCCUAUGAGUACAACGGCGGACAUAUAAAAGGGGCCAAAAAUCUGUACAAUCAGGAGGCCAUCCUUCAUGAGUUUCUCAUCAACAGACCAUUAGAUUCGUUGACAUCACAGGAAACUCGCACUAAACGACAUAUCCUUGUAUUUCACUGCGAGUUCUCGUCAGAGCGCGGACCCACUCUUUCUCGGUUUUUGCGAAAUAACGACCGCUCGCGUAAUAAAGACUUCUAUCCCCGACUCCAUCACCCGGAGAUCUAUUUGCUUGAAGGCGGCUAUAAAGCAUUCUUCGAGAAAUAUCCGAAUCUGUGCGAACCGGCGGAAUACCUGCCGAUGCACUCCAAAGAUCACGAACAAGAGUUG